AUGGCGGGCCCCAACAUUGAAGGCUGCGAACCCAACACAUUUCUGCCAGCAAUAUCUGCAAUCGAGCAAUCCUACCAACCUUUCGAUUCCUUUCCCAACUCGAGACCUCUCAAGAAAGCUCCUGUCACUCUUCCUUGGAAGGCCAGUUCUUAUUACGGGGUUUGCAGGGCCGAGCCAAAUUGGCCCUGUUGUGACAGCAUGCCCCAACCUCUGGCAAGCACGAACAAACUGCGUCAUUUGGACGGUAUCAAAAUACCGCCAGUAUUUGCCGCCGCUCGUAACGCACUAUUCACUCGCUAUUCAGAAAGGGAUUGGUGUUUGUCAAACCAGUGUAACUAUCAAACAUCCAACAGGGUGAGAUGUGCCUCGGAGUUUCUCCGUCACAAUUCUCUGCAUACAGCCAGUGAGCUGGAAGAGAAGAGUCAAAAAAGUCAAAUCGACUCGAACAAUAAAUUGAGCGAACGCAUUCAGGAUAUCAUGUUUUGGAAAUGUGAAUUGCAAGCGGAAAUGGAUAAGAUGCUGGCAGAGAUGGAUGUCUUGCUUAAGUCCAGAUCCUGUCUUGAAAGAGAAAUAAGUGAACUGAACAACACGCUCUACAUUGAUCAGGAAUGUUUGUAUAACCGUGAGAAGAGGCAGGGUAUUGAGAUGGUCCAUGAUGACGUUGAGGUCUCGAUCAUCCAGGAGAUUGACCUAUUGAAGAGAGUGCAAGAAGACAUGAGGAACAUUAUGAAUGACAUCAAUCAGACACUAGCGUCAGUAAUAGCUGCUUACCACGAGUUAGAGAAGGAUUCAGCUGAUAAGUUUGUUGCUCUGAACAUUGACAACAACGCCAUCAAGAUGAAGAAUACAUCGAGGGGCAUCUACUACUAUGACUGUAUCGAAAGGGUUGAUAACAGCCAAAGUGUACCUGAGACAUGGGCCAAAUACACAGACGACAACAUCAAGAGGUCCAUGCAGGAACGCAAAGCGUCUCGUGAACUGAGGAACAAAGUCGAGGAAAUGCUCACCAUCACCGCUGAGCGACUCGUAACUGCCUGGAACAACGUUAAUUCAGCUUUCUCCGAUCACAUUGAAGAGCUGGAGAAAGCUAAAUACAAGAUUCAGGCACAUCUCUCGAAGAUUUUGGAAGAAAUAUUCAACACUGAAACAUCAAUAGAGCUUCUAAAAAAGUCAAUCGAAGAAAAAGCCCCGUACAUGAAAGUUGCACAAACAAGACUGGAAGCCAGAAACCAUCGUCCAAACAUGGAAAACACCAGAGAUCAUGUGCACAACAAGUUGGUUGAAGAGGUCUAUGAAGUGUGUGAAACGAUAGAUAAGUUGAAGGCCAAACUGAGAGAAUCUGAGAACGCUCUUCAGCAGCUGUUGAGGACGAAGGCCUCUCUGCAACAUGACUUGGAUUUGAAACUACUUAGCAUACUUAUUGAUAGGGAGAAAUGCAUGGGACUGAGGAGAUCAUACCCAUUAAUUUCAAGAGUUAUUUGCUAUUAA
Molecule: messenger RNA, 1488 nt
Organism: Helobdella robusta
Lineage: Eukaryota; Metazoa; Annelida; Clitellata; Rhynchobdellida; Glossiphoniidae
Exons: 10
Coding region: 1-1488 (495 amino acids)
Biological process (GO): cilium movement involved in cell motility; cilium assembly
Cellular component (GO): microtubule cytoskeleton; nucleus
Source: RefSeq, a predicted model, not a curated record